Messenger RNA from Schistosoma turkestanicum, 1958 nucleotides. Lineage: Eukaryota; Metazoa; Platyhelminthes; Trematoda; Strigeidida; Schistosomatidae. The record is from the annotation of a GenBank genome assembly.
CACAUUUUCAACAUGUCCGGUACAUUUAGUUGGAUUAGGGAGGAUCAUCUUUAAACCUUGAUCAUUGCAGUAUGCAAUUUUUGUGAAUAUAAAGAACAACAUAUGAAUCAAAGCUUUUCCGAAUCUUCGUUAAUACCAAGUACAGAUGAAAAACCCACUAUCGACAAUCAAGCUUUAAACUAUGGCUACAUGAAUUCAAUUCCUCCUGUCUAUAGAAAGUCUCCAAAAAUGACAUCUACUUUGGGCAAUUUAGCUGUUCCACCUUAUCCACAAGAAACAUCGGAAAAGGAAUCUGUUCAUAUCAAUUUAGAUCCUAAUACGGCACCUGCUCGAUACCGUGGCAUUCGUGAUUUGGAUUUAAAUUCAUGGGAUGAUGAAGCAGCGGCAAAAUUACGUAUAUCAUUUCGUCCUUCUGGAGAUUUAUAUGACUUUUUAUCUCUGUGUAGACGUUCACUUGGUCUUCGUGCUAUAACUCGCUCUGUAAAUUCUCGGCCUCUUAAACGAACAUUUGGUGUUAUCUGGUUUGUUAACGAUUGUUGUGGAAUUGUCUGUAUUUUUAUCACCUGGAUGCUUAUUCUCUAUGCAGAGUUUGUUAUAGACUUCGUCGUACUAGGUCAGUCUCCAUCACGUACCUUCUAUUGGAUAAGUGGGACGAUUUACCAUAUUUUUGCUAUCCUGGCAGUAGUUUCUCACUUCAAAGCAUUCAGUACUGAUCCAGGUAGCGUUCCAAUUGGUGCAGCGAAUCAAGCAUUUGCUAAAUGUUUGCAACAGUAUUCUUCGUAUUUAUCUGCUCCACCUAUACGUUGCAUAAAGUGCCUUUCUAUUAAACCUGAUCGUGCUCAUCAUUGUCGUAUUUGUCAACGAUGUAUACGUAAAAUGGAUCAUCAUUGUCCAUGGAUAAAUAAUUGUGUUGGUGAAGAAAAUCAAAAAUACUUUGUUUUAUUCUCUCUGUACAUUUGCCUUAUGUCAUUUACUGCUGUUGGAAUGUGUUUUUAUUUUCUUUUCCAAUGUUUGGGUUCUGAUUGGGAUGUUUGUCAACCAAAUCCAAGUGCUACUAUAAUAGGCAAUUUUAGUCCAAUAGCUUGUAGCGCGUUUGUCCUAGGAUUGAUAUGUGAAUCAUUCAUGUUUGGGAUUUUCACUUUAGUUAUGUGUAUCAGCCAAUUGUGCGCUAUUUCAAAUGAUGAAACCGGUAUUGAAAAUCUCAAAAAAGAACAAUCAUCAUGGGAGAAACAAUCGGCUAGAAAAAAUUUUAUCAAUGCUUUCGGUUCACCAUUUUCAUGGCGUUGGUUUAGUCCAUUCUCACCACCUCCGUCUAUUUCGAAUAUUAUUCCAGGAUUGCCAGAUAAUGUUGAUUUAAUCAAUAUGUUAUAUUUAGCUGAACAAAAUGCAUGUCGAUUGAAAAAUCCCAAUGAAUUUCAGUUAGAUUUUAAUCAGAUUGGAGGAGGAUAUAUUGUUUAAUAAAAAAAAACAAUGAUCAUUUUUACUUUUGUUUUUUCCCUGGUAAUUUUAUCAAAACAAAAUCAUUUGUAAGAAGAAAAAAAAUAGUGGAAGAGAAAUGAAAAGUUCACCUGUUUUUUUUUCAUUCUAAUCUUUGUAUUAACAUUAUACUACUUGCAAGUAUGACUUUUUUGUGUAUUAGAUCUAAUCAUUUUCAAUGUUCUUUUCCAUAUAUGUGUGUAUACCUUAAAUUCAUUGAGAUAUGUUAGGACUCCUUGUUUGGUUUUUUUAUAUUUUGAUAGGAUUGUACAAGUAAAACUACUAAAUCUUCAUUGAAUUCAAAUCAUGUUAAGAUCUAUUUCAUCACUUGAUGUAAUCAAUUCCGAUGACAGUUCGCCAUAAGUUCUUACUCGACCAGUAUUGUUCGAAUAGAGAGCUUGUAUAAUGUUAAUGUACUUCUUUGGUACACUUUUUAAUGACAAAUUGCUACAGAACCUCACGAUCGACGGAGUCGAAUGCCG